Molecule: messenger RNA, 1281 nt
Organism: Penicillium roqueforti
Lineage: Eukaryota; Fungi; Ascomycota; Eurotiomycetes; Eurotiales; Aspergillaceae
Product: MCT family MFS transporter
Exons: 5
Coding region: 1-1281 (426 amino acids)
Biological process (GO): transmembrane transport
Cellular component (GO): fungal-type vacuole membrane
Molecular function (GO): transmembrane transporter activity
Source: RefSeq, a predicted model, not a curated record
AUGUCACCAAAGGAUAGUCCUCCAACUGAAUACACGCCCCGAGCAUGGCUAGUUAUAUUAGGCGCCUUCACUUGUACCUUUUGCACCGUGGGGUUUAUGAACUCGUUCGGUAUCUUCCAAGAGUACUACACAAAAAACCAGCUAUCCUCAACCUCGACAUCUACCAUCGCAUGGAUCGGAGCUGUGUCAAUAUUCUUUUUGUUUGCUAUAUCUGUCGUGGCGGGAGCAAUGCUUGAUAUCUUUGGACCAACGUUCAUGGUAUAUGUUGGUUCAUUCGGGUGUGUUUUUGCAAUUAUGAUGACUUCACUAUGCCAGGAGUUCUAUCAAUUCCUCCUCGCUCAGGGUAUUCUGUUAGGUGUCUCCAUGGCUAUGGUGACAUGGCCGAUGCUCGCACUGGUCGGACAAUAUAUAAAAGUGAAGCGUGCUGCCGCGAUGGGGAUUGUGCUUGCGGGUUCAUCGCUCGGCGGAGUUAUCUGGCCCGUUGCAAUCGACAGACUGAUCAAUAAGCCCAAGAUUGGGUUUCCCUGGACCAUGCGAAUCGUCGGAUUUAUCAUGAUUCCUUGCUUUAUCUUCUCUUGUGCAGUCGCCAAAUCUCCGAAUACGCCUGCAAUCAAUUUGGAGAGUCGUGAUUCAAACCAGAAAAGUGACGAAGAUACCGCGGAGCAAAAGGAUAAGCCGCAGAGUCACAAGGCAGAAGCGAUGGCCCUUUUUCGAAAACCGUCGCUGCAGCUACUGUGCCUCGCCAUGUUCAUUACAUACUUUGGCAUGUUCUCGCCGUUUUUCUACACGACUUCCUACGCGGUUGAGAAAGGAUUCUCGACAUCUCUGGCAUUCUAUACUGUUUCCAUUGUGAAUGGGGCUUCAUUCUUCGGUCGAGUCCUCCCUGGCAUCGUUGCCGACAAGUACGGAAAAUUCAACUGUUGCAUCAUAGCAACUAUAUCCGCAGGGGUUGUUGCAUUGUGCUGGACUAAAGUCACAUCUGUGGCCGGUCUGGUAAUUUGGUCCGCUGCCUAUGGCUUUGCGUCUGGAGGCAUUUUAUCCCUCCAGCAAGCUUGUGCCGCCCAGGUUGCUACUUCUACCACUCUUGGCUUGGCAAUUGGGACUGUGUCGGGUGCCACAGCUCUAUCCGCUAUGGCAAAUGUGCCCAUCAGUGGUGCUCUGCUCGAGAAGUACGGGUACCUUUCCCUGUCAAUAUUUUCAGGGGUAUCCUUGCUACUAGGUGGCUUGCUUUUGAUUGCUGCACGUCUAGUACAGAACAGAGAGCUUCGAGCUAUCGUGUAA